Molecule: messenger RNA, 2993 nt
Organism: Odontomachus brunneus
Lineage: Eukaryota; Metazoa; Arthropoda; Insecta; Hymenoptera; Formicidae
Gene: IKKbeta
Product: inhibitor of nuclear factor kappa-B kinase subunit beta-like
Exons: 14
Coding region: 433-2526 (697 amino acids)
Biological process (GO): positive regulation of transcription by RNA polymerase II; tumor necrosis factor-mediated signaling pathway; peptidyl-serine phosphorylation
Cellular component (GO): IkappaB kinase complex; cytoplasm
Molecular function (GO): ATP binding; IkappaB kinase activity
Source: RefSeq, a predicted model, not a curated record
AGCUACCGAAUUCGCUAUUAAAUUAAACAUUUUUAAUAAAUUCCUUAUUGUCGAUGACUAAUUCUUACUGUUAGGACAUGACACAUGUCAAUUGAUACAAAUUUUAAACACUACGAAAGUUUGACUUACAAAUUAAUUUAAUUAAAAUUAUACUAAUUAUGCGGUAAAAAACAGUGGAUGCACUUUUAAUUUGCAGUGUGCAUUUUGUGAAGAAAUAGAAGUAUUGACGAACUUAUCUCGCCUAGGAAUAAAAACUAUUUUAUCGAUUUUACCAUUCUGAUUACGAAGAUCUAUUACAUUUCACCUAAACGACGAGGUCUUAUGUUCUAGAUAAUUUUUAAAUAAUUCUUAGAUAUAUUCAUCUACUUAAAUCUAAUUAGUUUCGACGUGUGAUGUGUACAAAUUAAAAGAAGUUUAUUUUACGGAUUUAAAAUGACAUUUAAUCCAAUCCAGUCGAGUAAUGACUGGAAAUUAAACCGAACUCUUGGUAUUGGAGGCUUUGGAACUGUUCAACUUUGGGUACAUGCCCGAAGUGGCAAAAAAAUUGCAAUAAAAAAAUGCAAAUGGGAUUAUUCACAAUUAACACCAGAACAACGAAAAAGAUGGGCUAAUGAAGUUGAUAUAAUGAGACGUCUGAAGCAUCCAAACAUUGUGAAAGCAGGACCAUUACCAUUCAAACUUCCAGAUGUAGAGGAAAAUCUGCCAGUUCUUUGUAUGGAAUAUUGUAGAAAAGGAGACUUAAGAAAAAUUUUAAAUAAAUCAAAAAAUUGUUGUGGAAUUAGAGAAAGAAAAGCUGUGAAAGUAAUGACUGAAAUUAUAUCAGCUGUAGAAUAUUUGCAUUCUUGUAAUAUAACUCAUCGCGAUUUAAAGCCAGAAAACAUAGUUCUCCAGAAUGAGAAUAAUAUACUAUCAUAUAAAUUGAUAGAUCUUGGAUAUGCUAAAGAACUUGGAGAGGCUAGUACAUCUGCUUCUUUAGUUGGUACACUGAAUUAUGUUGCUCCAGAACUUCUAUGGAAAGAAAAAUAUAGUUGUUCAGUUGAUUAUUGGAGUUUAGGUAUAUUAUUUUAUGAACUUGUAACUGGAAUGAGGCCAUUCCUACCAACAAUGCAACAUACUAUGGAAUGGAUGAAACACAUUCAAAAUAAAGAUUAUGAAGAUAUUCAUGCUUAUGAAUCAGAAGGGAAAAUUAUUUUUGGAAAAGACAUUCAAGAUCCGACUCACUUAUCAAAUUAUCUUCGAAGCAAAAUGGUCCAUUGGUUUAGAUUGGUUUUACAAUGGGAUCCACGAAAAAGAGGCAAAGUCUUCAACGAAUCUGGUAUGGGUUAUUUGAUGGUAUUCAAGAUGCUACGACAAAUAUUACCAAAAAAGAUAUUAUAUGUUUUCUGUGUCCCGCUUUAUAAAAUAAAAACAUAUGAAAUAGAUGGUAACACUACUGUGAAAGAUGUUCAGUUAUUAAUAGAAAAAGAUACUAAUAUUGAAAUUGAACAUCAAAUAUUAACUGAUUACAACGGUACAAUACUAAUUGAAAGUACUGCAUUACUUGUCUCAAAAACUAACGAUCAAGUUUUAUUUGUCUUCAGAGAUGGAUGUUACUUAACUGAAGAUACACCUACAUUGAAUAUUCCCAUAGAAGUGGAGAAAAUGAUAAUACAAUCAAAAGAUGAAUUGACUUUUGAAGUAUUACAAAAUUAUUAUCGUCACACGAUCUUUUAUGUAAAAGAACAAGUACAUUUAUUUCAGUUAUAUGUAUUUGCUUUUAGUAUAAAUGUAGAUUUAUUACAUCAGAAAAUCAAUACAUUUAAUACAAAUAUGGAAAAUACAUUGGAAUGUACAAAAACUCUUAUGAAUCAAGUACAUGUGAUUCGUCGAAGAUAUGAGAAUCCUACGACUGUAGAUGCAACUGACAAAAAGAAAAUCUUACAUAUUUAUUUUGACAAAGUUGAUAAAUUGGUCAGUGCAGCUGAUCAAAUAAAAAUCAAGUUUAUAUCUUUGAAGGAAAAUAAUGACAAAUUCAGAGAUAAAAUUCAAAGUAUCGAUCACAUGAAAGAUUUGUCGGAAUGGUACCAUAAAAUAUGUAACAUACAUGUGGAAUUUAAACAGAAAAAUACUCAUAAGACAGCAAAACCACUGGAUAUGGUAAAGUUGGUGUUUGAAUUUUUAAAUACACUUGGAAUACAACAUAGCAAGAACAGUAAUAUAAACAGUAAUAUAAGACAAAUAUGUAAUUUGCAAAAUGAGUUAUUGAAAUUGGAGAAAAUAUUUAAUUCAGUUACUGUUAUGACAAAAUUGUAUUGGAAAGAAUAUCAGGAAAUUAUACAAUUGGAUACUGAAGUUACUUCACAAGAAUACAACAGUCGGCAAUUUUUGAAUAUCUCUGCUACUGAAUUAAAUAGCGCCAUUCAAUCGGAGGAUGACGUGAUAUACGAUAAUUUAGUCAUACUUCACACAAUGGAUAAUUUAAUGGCCGAAAUGCAUAAGAAAUAUUUGGAGGUGCUUAAUUUUGACCCAUUAUCGAAGCUGCAAUAGAUUGGAUGCACAGUGAUUAAAAUAAUAUAAGUAUUUUUGAAGCAGAAGAUGAGUAAAAACGAAAAAUUAUAAGUACAAGUUAAAUAUACAAGACAGAUUUGUUUUAAAGACGCGUACCAGACAUCCGUCUGUCUAUUGAUAUUUUGUUAGACUAUCUUAGAAUGGAUCAACGAACUAUUUAAGUUUGCAGCGUGCGUAGUAAGAAGCGAAACGGUCGAGUGAAUCCUACAGUGCGUGACAAUACUUUUUUACUAUACUUUCACUUACGACCUAGAUCUUACUUAUUAUACAUACAAAUAAAUGAAUUACAAAGGAAACACUCUAUUAACAAUUUUAAUGAGAUGUACAAAGUAUAGAAAAAUGUUAUGUUUUAUAUAAUAAGAUAAUAUUUUAUUAGAAAACUGUGUAUACACAUCCUAAAUUGAGGAUCGCGAACAACGAUGUUAAAAUAAAUAUUAUGUUCUUUA